This is a messenger RNA of Sodiomyces alkalinus F11, 2418 nucleotides long. RefSeq lists its product as hypothetical. The record is from RefSeq and is a predicted model, not a curated record. The transcript has 5 exons. Bases 195 to 2150 code for a protein of 651 amino acids. Lineage: Eukaryota; Fungi; Ascomycota; Sordariomycetes; Glomerellales; Plectosphaerellaceae.
CCUGGAGCCCCUGAUUCUUGAACGGGCCCUUGGAAAUGGCAAUGGGCAAUGGUGCUCAUAAACAUGCCCUGUCCCGGUCUGGCUCCCGCCUCCCGCUUGCCGCCUCCCAUCCUCCACCCCUCUCUUCGUCGCCGUUGCGUUGUUGCCCCUAGUUAGUAGUCCGUCCGCAGUAGACUCUUGUCGGCAUCCGCAUCAUGCACUGGUCAACUGCUCUUCUCGGUGCCGUGGCCCUGGCAGGCUCUGCCGCUGCCCAGGACACCUACACUUACACCGAUGGCGAGGGGAGAACCUUCCUCGGCUACACCAACACCGCCGGCAUCCGCUACGGCAUCGCCAUCGCCGAGGGUGCCAUCGAGGGCGCUUAUGAUGCCAUGAUCCAGAUCACAGCCCCCAACAGCAUCGGCUGGGCUGGUCUAUCAUGGGGUGGCAGUAUGACCUACAGCCCCUUGGCCGUCGUCUGGCCCAACGGUGACGACGUUCAGGUUUCUUCCCGCAUAGCCUUUGGUUACUCGUUGCCUUCCCUCUACUACGACGCCACCUACUUCUUCCUCCCGGGCUCCGGCACCAACGAAACCCACUUCACUGCCACCGCCCUGUGCAUGGGCUGUACCUCUUGGACCCCGCCCGGCGCCGGCCCCAUCGACCUCGACCCGAACGGCGAGAACACUCUCGCCUUCGCCUACUCCACCAGCCCCGUCACCGACCCCGACGACAUCGACACCACCUUCGGCCGCCAUGACGCCCACGGACGCUGGUCUCCCGACUUCUCCCAGGCCCAGCAUCCCGACUUUUACGACUGGUUCGAAGACAUCGAGUUCCCCUGCCCCACCGUACCCCCUCCCACCAGCUCGGUCCCGGCAUCGACCAGCUCCAUCCCCAUCCCGACCCCGUCCGACGACCCGGCGGACCCGGACCCCCUCCCGGUCCCCAGCUCCUGCCCCGGCGUGAGCAGUUUCCGCUCCGGCUUCGGCGUCGCCAACGGCUGGAGGGCCGUCAAGCUCGCCGGCAACCUCCGCACCCCGCGCGGCAUCGUCCUCGACACCAGGGGCAACCUCCUCGUCGUGGAGUCCGGCCUCGGCGUCACCGUGCACACCUUUGGCCCCGACGGCUGCUUCGCCUCGAGCAAGACCCUCAUCUCCAACGCGGCCCUGAACCACGGCAUCGGCCUGACCGCCGACGGCAGGACCCUGUACGUCACCUCCAUGACCACCGCCUUCGAGUACAGCUACGACCCCGUCGCCCAGACCGUCAGCAGCGAGCGCAUUGUCGUCACGGGUAUGAUUCAGGGUGGUCACCCCACGCGCGCCCUCAUUAUCCCGCCUGCGUACCCUCACCUUCUCGUCAUCUCCCUCGGCUCGUAUGACAACAUCGACCAUCCUACCAUUGAUCCUUCGGUCGGUCGCGCUAUUGUGAAGGUCUUCGACAUGCGCGACGUGCCUCAGGGCGGGUACCGGUAUAAUACCCAGGGAUACCUUCUCGGGUACGGUCUUCGGAAUGGUGUGGCCCUGGCGGCUGAUGGUAAUAGCCACAUCUGGGAGGUCGAAAAUGGAGCCGAUCAGUUCCAGCGCACCGUCAACGGUCAAUCUUAUGACAUUCACGCCGACAACCCGGCCGAAGAACUCAACUAUCUCGGAGACCCCUCAGUCGAGAACCCAAACUGGUACGGCUACCCGACCUGCCACACCAUCUUCGGCGCCGAACAGCUGACGGACGCCCAAUUCCAAACGGGCGACCAAUUCGUCCUCGCCCCGAACGCGACCUUCAGCGACGCCGACUGCGUCCGCCGCGGCUCCGUGCCCGCCCGGCUGAGCUUCCAAGCCCACACGGCCCCGAUGGACGCCGCCUUCGACCGCGACUUCGAGAACCUCUUCAUCACCUUCCACGGCUCCUGGAACCGGCCCCAGGCCACGGGAUACAAGGUCGUCCAGGUGCCCUACACCCGCAACGGCCAGGGCCUGUACGAGCCCGUCGACCCGCCCAACAGCCGCACCGCCGCGAGGGAUAUCUUCUGGAGCGAGAACGAGUCGAGCUGCUCCAGCUUUACGUGUUUCCGGCCUUGCGGGAUUGUCUUUGACCGGGCUUACUCGCGGUUGUUUGUUGCGAGCGAUCGGCCUGCCGAGGGUGAGCUGUUCAUGCUUGCGCGGGUUUGAUGGAACCAGACUGGUCCUUUUGUGUAGUGGACUGCGGGAGAGAGAAGAGAAACGAAGUCGGAGAAAGGGAAUGAGUUGUGAGAGAGGUGGAUGAGAGACGAGAGAGUGGCGAAUAGCGAUGGGUGUAUUUUGAACACUAUGAGCUGUCCGAGGAAUUACAGUCUGUAUAUUUCUGAGAUGCUACAUAGCGCCUUGCUAUAUCCGAGAAAAAAGAAGAAAAAAAAGGCCGGGCAUCCAUUGACGGAGUUCACGCCUUCUCGUUGACGAU